CUCCACUCGAGGGUCAGUUUGUGGUUGCCAGUACUAACCAAACAGGCGUUGCAGGUUUUUCUUUUGUGGCUUUCUGCUCUUCCUUUUCGUGUUCUUUUGUUUUGCAUUUCAGCGUCAGCGAACAGAGAAUCGGCAUUUCUUUCUGGUCCAUAGAGAGAUAUCAUUGCAUGGCAUUUCGCCUCGUCUCACUUCCUACCUUUUGCCCCACUUGCUGCUGCGUUGUAUUAUUAUUAUGCAGCAGACCUAAAUCCGAAGACGUGACUGUUUACAUCGAAACGACAACCCGUCCGCACAGGCACCUAGCCGUACACGUCGACGGAGGACUCACGGAACUAUCGCUCGACCGAAUACAAGGCUUGGACGAAGAGGACAUACAGUAUGAGUGUUCGUGUUGUUGCGCGAAUCAGACCGCUCUUGAAGUCGGAACGAGAAUUGGAUGUCAUUAUUCGGACAGGCACCAACAACAAAGGGGAGAAGAAGAACACUGAAGACAGUAAAUCUCUGGCCACAUUGAGGGACCGUGAUACACUUGUGCGAAUUCCAAACCCGAAACAUGAACACGAGGAGUACUCUUUCCAGUUCAACGCAGUCUACGACGCGGAAGUUUCUCAGCAGGAGGUCUUCGACGCUGAAGUUGCUCCCACCGUGAAGCACCUUUUCAAUGGAUUCGACGUCACCUUGUUCGCAUACGGCGUUACGGGAACGGGGAAAACCCACACAAUGCGAGGCGGUAAAAGCCUUGCUGACAGGGGCGCAAUCCCCCGACUUCUCAGCACCAUCUACCGACGCGGACGGAAGAUCGAGAAGGACAGCGAUGGAGCUACAUCUGCGAAGGUUUCCUUGAGUUAUUAUGAAAUAUACAAUGACAAGGUCUACGAUUUGUUUGAACCCCCAGAGAAGAGGACGUUUGCAGGACUGCCCCUUCGGGACAACGGUGGGAAGACGGUCGUCGUGGGGUUGACAGAGAGAUCCUGUACGAGCUUGAAAGAGUUUGAGAGUCUUUACGAUCAAGCAAACACCAACAGGUCAACCUCUGCUACCAAGCUGAACGCUCAUUCUUCACGAUCUCAUGCCAUUCUUCGCGUUAAGCUUACAGUCACUACCGGCGACAAGACACGGAUUAGCACUGCUUCCGCUAUUGACCUUGCAGGCUCCGAGGACAACCGCCGAACGGAUAACGGGAAAGAGCGCAUGGUGGAAUCAGCCAGCAUUAACAAGAGUCUAUUCGUACUAGCACAGUGCGUCGAAGCAAUGACCAAAAAGCAACAGAGGAUCCCGUAUCGAGAGUCGAAGAUGACACGAAUUCUAUCGUUGGGCCAGAACCAAGGAUUAACGGUCAUGAUCCUCAACCUUGCCCCCGUUCGAUCUUAUCACUUGGAUACACUCAGCUCACUCAACUUCGCCAACCGGACAAAGAAGAUUGAGGUUCGCGAGGUUGAAAAUGAGCCAAUGUUCAAAGGUCCUCCUAGGCCAGCCAUGCGGCCUUCUGUGGCUGCCCAGCGGCAGCCUCUCCGGCCAUUGACGGCUUCAGUCAACGCAAAUCUACCAGCACCUGGCGCAACAGAUACGUCGAAACCUGCGGACAGCAAGCCUGUAAAAGCAUUCUCUGUAUUCUCCGAUAAGCCACAGCCGAGGAAUUCGACGCAAUUCAAGAAGCCUGAAAUCCCAAAACGGACAUCCUUGACCUUUAAUACUCCACGACCACAACCGUCGAAGAUCGGCCGUCCUUCCCAAACAGCAACACAACAGCAGACCAACCACGAAGAUAUCUCCGCUGCCAGAAUUGAGGAAAUGGUCCAGAAGAAGGUCGAGGAGAUCCUCGCUGUCAGAGCUGUUAGCGAACAAACAACACAGACACAAGUCCACGAACUUAAUGAGCAAGUCCAGAAGCGAUUGAAAUCUCUCGAGCAACGCAUUGAAGGCUCCGAGGAUGCAAGAGCUGAAGGAUUGUCAUACCUGCUAAUGGCAAAACAACACCAGGGCCGAGGGGAGGACCAUUCCGCUCUGAAAAUGUACCAGCUUGCAUUGCCGUUCUUUCCUAACAACGAGAAGCUGGCUAUGAAGAUUUCCCGUCUGGAAGAGCGUCUGCUUGGCUCGCUCGGUCAGGAGAACAUAUGUUCUGCUACUCCGGCCUCUCCGCCCGCAAAAAGGGGACUGGGAAGCACACUGCCAAUCAAAAAGCAGCCCCUGAGACCCCAAAUCAAGCGCGCAGCUGACGACUCCGAUAAUGACUACGAGGAGCCCGAGGCUAUAUCUGAAGAUCUCAGCGAAGAGGAAAUCCAGGAUACCUCUCGCGCUCUCCGCAGGAAGCGCACAAAGACCAUCAAGGCCGCAUCGAGUGACAAUGAGGACUCGGAUGUACCCGAAAAUGAUGAAGAGGCAACCUCACCGCGCACGAUCCAUCUGCUAUCUACCAUCAACUCCCGCGACGUCAACCAAAUCAAGUUGCUGAAGGGCGUUGGCGUCAAGAAAGCCGAGGCAAUUGUCGACUGUCUGUGCGAGAUGGACCAAGAAUUAGACGAAGGAGAAGAAACCCACGCACAAGUUAAGAACAUCUUGGAGCUGAGCAAGUUGAAGGGCGUCGGGGCACGAACAGUUCAAAGCAUGAGAACCGGUGUUUUGGUUUAGAAAUAGUAUUGUAUACUUUUGUGCAUUUGAAGCGGUCUUAUCAGAGACUUGUGAGCAUGAUUGCAUUGGUGCAUCGUGUAUAUGUAUACCCCUUUGUUUUUUCUUUUUCUUUUUUUUCUGGCAUACGUACUUGAUUUUCUAGAUAGCUCGAAAGCUUUCCCCUUCCGAUUUAGGGCUCACCCCUCGCCGUUUUUUGCUCACUGCGCAUACCUGAGCACGCCCUGAGCAGCCUGAGCUGAUCACUGAGUAGGGGCUGAGCAGAGAGGUGAGUAGCCUGACUAAGGUAGCCUCAAUAAAACGCACCACGCUAGGG
Molecule: messenger RNA, 2941 nt
Organism: Aspergillus ruber CBS 135680
Lineage: Eukaryota; Fungi; Ascomycota; Eurotiomycetes; Eurotiales; Aspergillaceae
Product: kinesin family protein
Exons: 3
Coding region: 379-2628 (749 amino acids)
Biological process (GO): microtubule-based movement
Cellular component (GO): microtubule; kinesin complex
Molecular function (GO): microtubule motor activity; ATP hydrolysis activity; microtubule binding
Source: RefSeq, a predicted model, not a curated record